AUGGGAUCCGAUACCUCUCGCACACGGCCAGAUCAGUCUGAGCCACAGCCAAUUGGUUCACACGCCUUCAAUGGCGAAGCCGAGACGUCUUUAGACCAAACUGGAGAAACCCCGUCAGAGAACACGACUGCCGACGCGGGUGAACUUCAGGCAAACCCCGAUCAGCUAACAGCGGACGCUGCUCCUGAUGCACCAGAGCCAGCCGCUGGCUUGCCAGACUAUGUCACUUCACCUAAUGCUGUCUUCAACGACAAGGGUGUCGAGUGGCGAUUUGGUGCUGUUCCAGAUUAUUCGAAGACGCGAAAGGUCUGGGAAGAAACCAAGCAGAUGAAUCACGCAGCGGGAAGCCUCGAGGAGAUUGUCGAGAACCUCGUCAAGAAUUGGGAGGUAGAAGCGUCCUAUAAAUCCCGAUUGAGCGACUGGCGAACGAUCGAUCAUGAGAAUUACUCAUUUGCCAUGAAUGGCGGGGCUCCCUCGACGGGUGCGCAGAUGAUCAAGACCGGCACAUACAAUGGCAUCAUCGUCGCCAACGAAUUUUACGAUCCCAAGUACAAUGACUUCGCCUCGAGUCACAAGUCCUUCAAACGGAUGAUGCCCACUUUUGCAUGGGAAGUCCUCGAGGUCUACAGUGCCGGACCGCCACAGAUCAGCUUCCGCUGGCGACAUUGGGGCGAGAUGAAGAACGACUAUGUCGGUUUCAACGACAAGGGCGAAAAGGUCACGGCGAAGGCUCACGGCGGAGCUAUUGACAUCCAGGGCGUCACGGUUGCGGUGGUCGAUGAAAAGCUUCGUCUCCAGUCGGUGCGAACCUGGAUGGAUCCGUUGGAAAUGUUCCGACAGAUCGCUCCCGGAGGCAUUGUCAACAAGCAGCCUGCCACAACCAAAGAUGGCAUGGACGAAAGCACACAAUCACAUGCACCGUCUCAGCAGCACGACUUUCCUGGCAGUGAUGGCCUCUCCAUUGCUCGCGAGCACAAUGCUCCAGAGGGCAAACAUAGCCAUGAGCCUGCGCCCGAAGAAAUCAUUCCAAAGCACAUCUCCAAAGUCACUGGUGUAGCAGCAGACGCAUUUGUGCCUGCAGAUGCGGUCCAUCAACGUCAUGAUCUGUCAACCAUUGUUCCGCUUAUGAAGAAUUCCAAGGGCGUGGACAAUAAAUCUCCGACCACAACGAACGCUAACCCAGGGACAAAGGAUGAGGACGUCCUCACUUUGCCUGCAGAACAGUCGGUGAACUUUUCAGCUCAAGGUCAAGUCACGUCUGACAUGACGCAAUCCUCGACAACAAAGAACAGCGGUGGAACCGACGAAACCAGGCACGCAGACUCUGAAGCCCGCGACAAGAUUGAUGACCAUCUCAAGCAAUCCGCCGAUGACGUCCACCCUCAUUCCAAGGACGUCGAGAAAGCCAUCGAGCCAUCAGCAGGACAGGCGGUCGCGGUGCCAGCAAGCGACGAAGAGACUCACGUCACCCAUGAGGAGAUGAGUCGCUUGAACCCCCUGGAAUGUCCUUUCAUGAUGAACCGCGAGUGA
This is a messenger RNA of Dissoconium aciculare CBS 342.82, 1530 nucleotides long. RefSeq lists its product as uncharacterized. The record is from RefSeq and is a predicted model, not a curated record. NCBI's taxonomy places the organism in Eukaryota, Fungi, Ascomycota, Dothideomycetes, Mycosphaerellales, Dissoconiaceae. The transcript is spliced from 4 exons. The coding region runs from base 1 to 1530 and encodes 509 amino acids.